AUGCCAAUUAGCAUGUCCCCAUAUGCCCUAGUCUUCGGAAAAGCUUUUCAUUUGCCUCUCGAACUGGAGCAUAAGGCGAUGUGGGCAUGCAAGAAGCUGAACUGUGAUCUAGCAAGUGCGGGGAAAGUCCGGAAAUUGCAACUGAACCAGCUGGUCAAAUGGCGAUGGGACGCCUACGAAAAUGCCAAGAUAUAUAAGGAGAGAACUAAGAAGUGGCAUGACAACCGCAUAAACAACCGGACAUUCAUCGAAGGUAAGUUGAAAUCCCGCUGGUCUAGGCCAUUCCAGAUCAAGACUAUCUUUCCCCACGACGUAGUGGAACUGACAACUGAAGACAGAAACAAUGCAUUUAAAGUCAAUGGUCAAUGGAUUAAGCCUUAUUACGGGGGCGAUGUGGAUCGACACAUGGAUACCAUUGACUUAGGCAAGUAA
Molecule: messenger RNA, 432 nt
Organism: Benincasa hispida (wax gourd)
Lineage: Eukaryota; Viridiplantae; Streptophyta; Magnoliopsida; Cucurbitales; Cucurbitaceae
Source: RefSeq, a predicted model, not a curated record